Sphenostylis stenocarpa is the source of this 1932-nucleotide messenger RNA. NCBI's taxonomy places the organism in Eukaryota, Viridiplantae, Streptophyta, Magnoliopsida, Fabales, Fabaceae. The record is from the annotation of a GenBank genome assembly.
AUGGGUCAAGAAUUUUUAUCCUUGUUUCAGCUGGAAACAAAGAAAUUGCUAUGGCUUAUUGGCAUCACCUUUGCGGUGAUCUUAACUUUUCAGUACCUUGAGUUUCCAUAUGGAAUCUCUCUAUUCUCUACAGACAAGAUACCAACACCAGGAAUUAGUACUCUAAAGGCUUCAGAUGAGCCCUCUAAAUCCAAAUUAGUUAGCAAUGUGACACUUUUCAAACCAGCAAACGCUACCGUUGACCAUGCCUUUGAGAUUACUAAUAAAUCUUUGAUCUUUGGGGAAAAUGAGACCAUUCCAAGAACCGGUUUUGUCUUGGAACCAGGAAGCACAUCAAACAUAUCAUUAGGAUUUGAUGGCUCUGACCCAACUUCCACUGUCGAAAGUAUUGAGAGACCAGACAAAGAAUCUGAAACACAGAAGGCAGAAGAUCCUGGACCUUGCAGUUUUAACAAAACUAUUGGCUUGAGUUUCUCUGCAAACCAACUCCAAGAAGACAACCUCUCAUCAACUGACCAAAAAUCUGGAAGUCCAUGUGCUUCUUCUACUAAUAUGAGCACAGAUAUUAUAACUGCAGUGUUAUCAAAUGAUUCCACCAUAUCUUUAUUUCAGAAAGACAACAUAACUAACUCCAUAAAGGAAGAGAGCGUUAGGUCAUCACUAAAUGAUGCUAAGGUCAGUGUGCCUAGUGAGAAUAAAGAUUAUCAUACACCAAUUCCAGAAGUUACAACAGUAUUUGAAAUGAACAAGUUAUUACGUCAAAGCCAUGAUUGGUAUCGUUCAAUGAGACCAAGGUGGUUUUCAGCUGUUGAUCAAGAGCUACUGCAGGUCAGAUCAGAGAUUGAAAAUGCACCAAUUGUAAAGAAGGAUCCAAAUUUUUAUGGUCCCAUUUAUCAUAAUGUUUCCAUGUUCAAGAGGAGCUAUGAAUUAAUGGAAAAGACUCUAAAAGUGUAUGUAUACAUGGAAGGAGCUAGACCAAUAAUGCACUCGCCAUUUUUCACAGGACUUUAUGCUUCUGAGGGAUGGUUUAUGAAGCAAAUGGAAGCCAAUGACAGAUUUGUAACUAGAGACCCAAAGAAGGCCCACUUGUUUUACUUACCUUUCAGUUCUCGAAUGCUAGAGGAAACAUUGUAUGUGCAGGGUUCUCAUAAUCAUAAGAACCUUAUUCAAUAUCUGCAUAACUAUGUAGAAAUGAUUGCAGGGAAAUAUACUUUCUGGAACAGAACUGGAGGUGCUGAUCAUUUUCUUGUUGGUUGCCAUGACUGGGCCCCGGGAGAAACUAAGGUUGAAAUGGCAAAUUGCAUAAGGGCCCUCUGUAAUGCUGAUGUAAAAGAAGGAUUUGUUUUCGGGAAGGAUACGUCUCUCCCGGAAACGUAUGUCCGGAAUGCUCAAAUCCCCACCAAGGAUCUUGGAGGUAACUCAGCUUCAAAGAGGAAAACUCUGGCAUUUUUUGCAGGGAGCAUGCAUGGAUAUGUGAGGCCAAUUUUGUUGCAGCACUGGGAAAACAAAGACCCUGACAUGAAAAUCUUUGGGAAAUUGCCAAAGUCAAAGGGCAACAGAAAUUACAUUCAGUACAUGAAGAGCAGCAAGUACUGCAUUUGUGCCAAAGGCUAUGAAGUGAAUAGUCCAAGAGUAGUGGAAGCCAUUUUCCAUGAAUGUGUGCCUGUUAUAAUAUCUGACAAUUUUGUGCCACCCUUUUAUGAGGUUUUGAAUUGGGAAUCCUUUGCAGUUAUUGUUUUGGAGAAGGAUAUUCCUAAUUUGAAGAACAUACUCCUUUCUAUCCCAGAAAAGGAGUAUCUUCGGUUGCAGAUGAGGGUCAAAAAGGUGCAGCAUCAUUUCCUUUGGCACAAGAACCCUGUCAAGUAUGAUAUAUUUCAUAUGAUACUUCAUUCUAUUUGGUACAACAGAAUCUUCUCCGCACCAACUAGGUAA